Molecule: messenger RNA, 2944 nt
Organism: Coniophora puteana RWD-64-598 SS2
Lineage: Eukaryota; Fungi; Basidiomycota; Agaricomycetes; Boletales; Coniophoraceae
Product: glycoside hydrolase family 85 protein
Exons: 7
Coding region: 116-2620 (834 amino acids)
Biological process (GO): protein deglycosylation
Cellular component (GO): cytoplasm
Molecular function (GO): mannosyl-glycoprotein endo-beta-N-acetylglucosaminidase activity
Source: RefSeq, a predicted model, not a curated record
ACUAAGCGCUGGCGACGAUGGAUGGCUUCCUUCUCACAUUCUUCAUCAUAUCCCAUUCUCUCUCUCGGGAGAAUUUGUGCUAUAUAGCAAAGGAAGUAGGCUCCAAUUGACCACCAUGCCUCUGCGAGGCACAGGACUCACGUUUACCGUCUGCGAUGCAAACCCAUACUUCAGCUCUCUGGCCGAUCUAGAUGCUGCGACGGCGACGGCGACUUUAAGACUGUCGAGUGUACCGACAUACCAGCCUCGGCAGUUGAAAGCGGAUGGAAGGCAAGCGGGGAAGCUUCUGGUCUGCCAUGAUUACAAGGGCGGAUACACAGAGACGCCGUCUGAACAAGCCUACACGUUCAACUUCUGGCAGCACUGCGAUACCUUCGUCUACUUCGCUCAUCACCGGGUAACGAUCCCGCCUUCAGGAUGGACAACCGCCGCUCACCGCCAAGGCGUCAAAAUGUUGGGCACACUCAUAUUUGAAGGCCCCGCCGAAGCAGACGUCCUGCGACUCAUCGUCGGUCCCCCUCCCUCGCCCCCGCCUCCCACAGGCGACCUUACAACUGGUCCCGUGAACCGCCCCACGACCUUCCCGGUGUCCCGACACUACGCGACGCGUCUCGCCGAGCUCGCGGCCCAGCGAGGGUUCGACGGAUGGCUGCUCAACGUCGAGUGUCCGUUGAGAGGCGGACCGGAGCAGUGCAGAGCGCUGACUGUGUGGAUCGGGAUGCUGAGGGAGGAGAUGAGCGAGCGCGUUGGGGGGCAUGCAGAAGUUUGUUGGUAUGACAGUGUCAUUGUCAACGGCCAGCUGCGUUGGCAAGACCGGCUGAACGCGUACAAUCUACCAUUUUUCCUCGCGUCGGACUCGUUUUUCACCAACUACACUUGGCCGCCCACAUACCCCCAACUCACAGCCCAAUACUUCCUCAGCAUCGAUCCUGCCCUCCUCUCUUCCUCACCCUCUGCAUCUGUCAACCCACCCUUGUUGUCCAAAUCCCUCCAAAGCAUCCACACAGGCGUCGAUAUUUGGGGCCGCGGAUCCUACGGCGGCGGCGGGUUCGGUGCAUACAAGGCGCUUACGCACAUCGACCCUCAGGGGCUCGGGCUGAGCGCCGCGCUCUUCGGGCAGGCGUGGACAUGGGAAAGCGAGCAAGACAAAGAGGGCUUCAACUGGGACGCGUGGUGGGCGUACGAGCGCUUGCUGUGGCUUGGGCCUCGCGGGCUUGGCACCGGCACGACCGACGCUCCAGGAGAAGGAGGGGGGGAGAGGGAGGUGCCGGUACCGCCGCAUCCCGAGAGGCAAGCGCCGUUCGCGCUCGAGCUGGGCGGGUACAGACCCGUCACAGCGUUUUUCGACCGCAAGCUCCCGCCCGAUCCGGUGGCACGGACGUUCUUCACGUCCUUCUGCCCCGGUGUCGGCAAGGCGUGGUUCGUCAACGGCGCUCGCGUCCUCGACGCCCGCCCUGGCGAGGGCGUCAAAGCGGGCUGGACGGACGUGCACAAGCAGACGUCGCUCGGCGAUCUGCUCUGGCCUGUUCCGCAGCUCUCAUGGGAAGGCGAGCCGCGCGAGGAGGCGCUUCCGGGCACGAAGGUGGCGCUGGACUUUGAGGAUGGCUGGGUGGGAGGGAACGUGCUGAGGCUCGAUGUGAAGGCGCGGGGUACGGGUGCGGAGGACGCGUUUUUCCGCUGUGUGUGGGUGCCUGUGCAGGCGCUUGCGUUUACGCCUGGGAAGGCGUACGAUAUGCGCGUUGUGUUCAAGAUUGUGGUUGCGGCUACCGCUGAAGGCGAAGAGGGUGGGGUGGAUCUUGACUUGGGCUUAUCGGUGCGUUCGGGUGCGGGUUCGGAAGGGUGCGAUGUGGAGGUCGGGGAGGUUGUGCAGACCUCGUUGAGCGCAGGAUGGGAGCAGCAGAGUGUCCAGGUAACAGUACUCAAAGGCAGCACGAGCUCGACUCAGACGGAGACAGUCAACAUCGGCCUCGUCAUUGGCUUCGCAACCGAAGACCCAUCCAAAACAUGCUCAUUCUCGCUCCUUCUUGGCCAACUCACCGCGUACCCUUCCCUCUUAUCACCGAACGCCUCCCUCGCUCCUCCUGAGCAAACCACAAGCAUCCUCUACGUGUCCUACACUCCCACCUACUCCCCUUCAUACGUCUCGGGUGAAGCCUAUGCACCCACACCCCGCGGCGCACGCGCCUUCGCCCCGGGCACCCUCUCCUGGACCCUCUCCACCUCCCUCCCGCCUUUCACACUCCCCCAGAACCCGAUCCUACCAGACGACCCUACCCCGCUCUGGCUCCUCCGUCCCUCACCGCCGGCGCCCGAGGUCGAGUUCGCGUACUUCAAUAUAUACGCGCUCGCGCGCUUCGCACACGACGGCCUAAAGCCAGAGUACCCCAAUCCAGCGCCGGAGAGGGCGACGUGGGUGGGCACGACGGGGUACGAUGGGCGUGCGCUCGGGUUUGUUGUGGAUCCGCGGUGUUUGGAGGGGGUGUCUGGGAUGUCGAUGAGCGGGGGCGAUGAGGCGCCCAGGGGGGUGAGGUUUUAUGUGCAGGGGGUGACGCAGCGCGGGGAGGUGAUUGGGUGGGAUUGGUGUGCGUGGGUGGAUUGGAUGCUUCCUAGGAAUGGGUGAAGGGGCUUCACCUUUCUCCAGCGGUGUGGAAGAAGAUGCAACAUACGUUGCCCUUUGUUUUUCUUGGAGGAAGAAGGGUUUUGCCAAACGUAGACACAAGGUAGGAGAUACUUAAGCGCCAUGAAACCAGGCGAUGAGCUGCGGCUGCAGUAAAAGUAAAUACGGAUGGUGGCAUUCGUGAUUCCUAAGUUUUCUCCUGAAUCCAUAACAACAUAAUGUCCCUGCCCUGCUACGGAUUCGCAUUCUUCUGUCUACAUCUCCAGUUCAUAAGUGACAAAGCGUUGAGACGUCACGAUCUGUUUAAAUUUGGCGUCUAUAUCUAUU